Penicillium odoratum is the source of this 1782-nucleotide messenger RNA. Its product is annotated as T6SS phospholipase effector Tle1-like catalytic domain-containing protein. The coding region runs from base 1 to 1782 and encodes 593 amino acids. NCBI's taxonomy places the organism in Eukaryota, Fungi, Ascomycota, Eurotiomycetes, Eurotiales, Aspergillaceae. The transcript is spliced from 2 exons. The record is from RefSeq and is a predicted model, not a curated record.
AUGGGCGACUUCAAUGUACAAGCAGAUAAUAAUUUCGCUCCUGACCUUUAUGCACCAGCUCCCAAGCGCAUCAUCAUCUGCUGCGACGGAAGUGGUCAAUCUGCUGUUUCAGGUCUAGAAAGCAUCCCAUCCAACGUGACACGCCUUUGUCGCUCUAUCAACCCCGUCGGCAUUGACCAGAACGACAAGAAAUGGCAGCAAAUUGUCUGGUAUGAUUCCGGCGUCGGGACCAACUCAGAAGGCCAAGUCGCAGUCGGAAAAGAUCUCGAAGGAAAUGUCAUCGAGGCCUACAACUUUUGUGUUCUGAACUGGAACCACGGUGACCAAAUUUUGUGCUUUGGUUUUUCGCGCGGUGCCUACACUGCGCGUGCUAUCGCAGGCUUGAUCUCUGAUCUGGGUAUCUGCUCCAAAAGCAAUCUUCAAAACUUCCCCGAGGUGUGGAAGCUUUACAAGCAGAGUCACCCGGCGGUUACAGGGAAUCAGUUCUAUGGAAGUGAUGCCUACUUUGAUUGGCAAAAUGGGAAGCCGGCUGAUCCCCAGCCGGUGGGGCUCAUGGCAGCUAGUGACAAUAUUGCCUGGGAAUAUCCCGGCCGUGGUGAGUGGGCCGUUACCCCGGAGUCGAGACAGGUAGAGGUGGUGGGUGUCUUUGAAACCGUCGGUGCCCUGGGAUUCCCUGAGAUAUUUGGGUAUGAGGUGCCCCGUUUUCUUACCCGAGACAAGCCUGAGUGGCACAACGUUGGGCUUUCUCCAAAUAUCAAACACGCAUUUCAAGCACUUGCUCUGGAUGAACAUCGCGCGGCAUUUACACCUACUCUUUUUUAUAUUCCGCCCGUCAAGGAAGCAACGGAUAAAGAAAUCAACGACCAAGAGAAGAAGCUGCAAGAAGCGAUUACGGCUUAUGGCAAUACGUUGACCUCCGACCGUCCUUCCAUUCAAGAAAUAAAAAGUGUGAUCAAGGAGAAAAACAAAGCUGAACGGGAGUUGAUGAGCCUGCAAGAUAGCCUGAAAGAGCGCACCAAGCUGCUACAAGUCUGGUUCCCGGGUGUCCACAUCAACGUCGGAGGUGGAUCUGACCUGACGUUGGAAAACAAGGGAAACAUGGAGGAGAUGUCGAACAUCGCCUUCGCCUGGAUGCUGGACCAAAUCAAAGGAUUCGUCUCACUUAGCAAAGAGAAUUUGAAGACGGAGGAGAAGAUCCGCCAAGAUCGACUCUCGACGAUCAACGACAAACUCCAUUUGUACCAAGAGAAACUCAACCGACAGAAACAGGAGUCGUGGGCAAAGUGGAUUCUGCGAAGUGGUCAACAGGCUGCUUCUUCGGUUUUACACCCAUUCUCGCCAGCCGAAGGAGUGCCCAACUACCUGCAUGAGCGCAAAUACACCUGGGGUCUGGGUGAGUUGCCGGACAACUUUGCCCUCAAGUACUAUGUCAAUGGAUCUCGACCACGCACCCCAGGUCGCUAUGCCAUCGAUAAAACUAAGAAGAAGCUUGGCGAAACAUUUGAGGAGAUUCAUCCCGUCGUGGGCUACCGGGUUCAAAAUACCAAGUAUCGCCCGAUUGGGUUGACAGGGCUUAAUUAUCAACGCCGGAGGAAGGAGGGAGGUGGCUACGAGUACUGCUUCAAAUACCCUGGUUCGGCAGAGUAUGAGAUCUUCUCUGAGUCAAAGCUAUCCGACGAUCUCAAGUCACACGAGAGAAUGGCGGUCGAAGGCCAAGAGGCGCGUGAUUAUGUGGAGGCUCUGAGUAAUGAGAGAAGGGCCUAUGCCAAGAUAGUUAUUUGA